ACUGGCAACCCUAGUCAGUCAGAGUGCAUGCAGCACUGUGCAGAAGCAGCAGACUUCCCGCAGGGAUCCCGGGACUAAACACACUGUUGUCUAGAUGGCUGACAGAAAGGAGUAACUUAACGAACAGUGCUGCAAACUCUCCGUGGUCAUUCACAAAGUGUCUCGGGUAACAAACGGUGACAUUAUGGAGCAGGAAUUUGAAGACAUCGAUUCGUCAGGGAGAUGGCAGAACCUUUACAAUGAGAUCCGUAACCAAGCCAGCGAAUAUCCUUACAAAGUUGCAAAACUCCAAGUGAAUCGGAAUUUGAACCGCUACAGAGACGUCAGCCCAUAUGAUCACAGUCGAGUAAAACUUGAAAACGCGGAAAAUGACUACAUUAAUGCAAGUUUAGUUAUGAUGGAAGAAGCCCAAAGAGCUUACAUUCUGUCUCAGGGGCCUUUGAGGAAUACUUGUGGUCAUUUCUGGCUGAUGGUUUGGGAGCAGUGUAGCAAAGCUGUUAUAAUGCUCAACAGAGUCAUUGAAAAGGGAUCUGAAAAGUGUGCACAGUACUGGCCCACCUCAGAGGAGCUACAGAUGUCUUUUACAGACACAGGCUUUGUUGUCAGGCUACUUUCAGAGGAGGACCAGUCCUAUUUCACAAUCCGAUUGCUGGAACUGCAAAACACAAAGACAGGGGAGUCGAGGGAGGUCUACCACUUUCAUUACACAACAUGGCCUGACUUUGGUGUCCCAGAAUCUCCUGCCUCUUUCCUCAACUUCCUCCUCAAGGUUCGGGAAUCUGGCUCGCUGAGUCCAGAGCACGGGCCCUCAGUGGUGCACUGCAGUGCUGGCAUUGGACGCUCUGGGACCUUUGCCUUGGUGGACACCUCCCUGGUCCUGAUGGACAGGUGUAAGAGUCGGUCAUCAGUGGACAUACAGAAGGUGCUGCUGGACAUGAGGGAAUAUCGUAUGGGUCUGAUCCAGACCCCUGACCAGCUCCGCUUUUCCUACAUGGCAGUCAUAGAGGGAGCCAAGAUCAUUCUGACGGAUAACUCACCCAUACAGCAAAACAAGCAGAGACUACUAUCUAGAUCUGCCCCCUCUUUGGAGUCAGAUCUGCCCCCUCCGCCACCUCCACCUAGACCUCACCUCAAUGACAGCAGGCCCAAUGGCCAGCCAACAUCUUAUAUGGAGCCACAGGCCGCCUCAGGAGACAACCUGCUGCCAACAGAACCAGACAGCCAUGACCACAAUGUGGAAGACCUCUCUGGGCAUCUCAGAAAGCGACACCGUGAGGAGAGGAUUGCCAGCACUGCACAGAAGGUCCUGCAGAUGAAACAGAGACUGACCGACUCAGAGAGAAAGCAAGAGAAGUGGCUGUACUGGAGGCCCGUGCUGCUCAACGUCGGUGCUGGGGCAGCUUUGGCUGUCAGCCUACUGGUUUGCUGGAUGUACUCCCAGUGAAACACUCGGGGUUACUUAAAACUGACUUAUUUUGCACCAGUACCUGGGGUUAGGUACUUCUCUAAGCAGAUUUAGAUGAUAAGAUGUGCAUAUCCGAGGGUAUUUAUUUCUUUAAGGUCAAAAUGCGGGAGCGCUAGAUCAAAUGAGCGUGUGUAUAUUUUUCAUGUAACAUCUAAACAAAAAUAGUAACAUCUCAGGAUCUCGUUGCCAGCACGAUGAUUUUAUUUUCCUUUCCUCUUUGUCACUGUUGAUGAAUGUACUGUAUCAUAGCAAAUUGCUUUGAAAGAAACCUACUUGAGGUGCAGUAAAAAGACAAAAAAAAUUAUUCUGAAAGAUUUAUUUUUGCAUUCUUUAUUUGCUAUAGUCAGAUGUGUGUUGAUCAUCUGUGGACAUGUUUUAACAUUCUGCAUUUCAAAAGGAGUUCUGUUGACUGUUUAUCCUACCAUAGAUAUGUUGGAUGAUUCCUUUUCCUUGACAUUUGCCAAGGGAGUUUUAUUUUCCUGUAAGAGAAUUCACAUUUCAUGCAUGCAUUUAAAGGUUCACCAGAACACCACCUGUUCUUCCAUUUACAUUAAGCAGAUAAUUGCAAUAUGUUUCAGACUCUGCUAGAAUGUUCACCUUUCAUUUUCUGUUAAACAAGCACAUGUUUCCUUUCAGUUUUUGUUUUCACAUGGGUCAUAGUGACUAUCAAUACCUUCACAGCUUAAUGUGUGUAUUCACCCACUGGAUGGGUUCAUGUUUGUUCAGGUUAUCCCACUUUAGGAAACCAAAGCAAAGCUGUCCAGUUUUAUUAAAAUACCAGCCAAGCAAGCUGUUUAUUUGUACUCCC
Molecule: messenger RNA, 2273 nt
Organism: Paralichthys olivaceus (Japanese flounder)
Lineage: Eukaryota; Metazoa; Chordata; Actinopteri; Pleuronectiformes; Paralichthyidae
Gene: ptpn2a
Product: protein tyrosine phosphatase non-receptor type 2a
Biological process (GO): peptidyl-tyrosine dephosphorylation; negative regulation of receptor signaling pathway via JAK-STAT; negative regulation of ERK1 and ERK2 cascade
Cellular component (GO): nucleus; cytoplasm
Molecular function (GO): non-membrane spanning protein tyrosine phosphatase activity; protein kinase binding
Source: RefSeq, a predicted model, not a curated record